GCCACGUGUGGACUCCAUGGCGGCCACGCAGCUUUUGGGGGAGAAGAUUAGCAUCCACACGGGAGAGACGGCCAAGCCGGGGGACAGGGACCUGCUUGGUAACGACUGCCUUGGGCAGGACAGGCCCUCUCAAUAUUCUUGGAGGCAGAAGUGCGCCUCUUACGUGUUGGCUCUGAGGCCGUGGAGCUUCAGUGCGUCCCUCACCCCCGUGGCCCUGGGCAGUGCCCUCGCCUAUCGAUCCCAGGGCACCCUGGAUCCCAGGCUCUUGUUGGGUUGUGCCGUGGCUGUCCUGGCUGUACAUGGGGCUGGCAAUUUGGUCAACACUUACUAUGACUUUUCCAAGGGAAUUGACCACAAGAAGAGCGAUGAUAGAACUCUGGUGGACCGAAUCUUGGAGCCCCAGGAUGUUGUAUGGUUUGGAGUCUUCCUCUACACCCUGGGCUGUGUCUGUGCAGCUUGCCUCUACUAUUUGUCCUCUUUAAAACUGGAACACUUGGCUCUCAUCUACUUUGGAGGCCUGUCCAGCUCCUUUCUCUAUACGGGAGGAAUUGGCUUCAAGUACGUGGCCCUGGGAGACCUCAUCAUCCUCAUCACUUUUGGCCCGCUGGCUGUGAUGUUCGCCUACGCCGUCCAAGUGGGCUCCCUGGCAGUCUUCCCCUUGGUCUACGCCAUCCCUCUCGCCCUCAGCACCGAGGCCAUUCUCCAUUCCAACAACACCAGGGACAUAGAUUCUGAUCGGGAGGCCGGCAUCGUCACGCUGGCCAUCCUCAUCGGCCCCACCCUCUCCUACGUGCUCUACACCAUGCUGCUCUUCCUGCCUUACCUCAUCUUCACCAUCUUAGCCACACACUGCAGCAUCAGCCUGGCCCUACCCUUGCUCACCAUUCCCAUGGCCUUUUCCCUUGAGAGGCAGUUCCGAAGCCAGGCCUUCAACAAACUGCCACAGAAGACUGCCAAACUCAACCUCUUGCUGGGACUUUUCUACGUCUUUGGCAUCAUCCUGGCACCAGUGGGCAGUCUGCCCAAACUUUAAAAGGGGUCCAUUUGCUCCCCACACAGGACAUCCCUCUUAAUGGAAUAUUCUGAAGUCAGAAUACUGUAGAAUGGAAUGUGAUUUGACAGUGAGAUUCCGAGUGAUGGAUGUGAACUCCUGCC
Molecule: messenger RNA, 1155 nt
Organism: Elephantulus edwardii (Cape elephant shrew)
Lineage: Eukaryota; Metazoa; Chordata; Mammalia; Macroscelidea; Macroscelididae
Gene: UBIAD1
Product: UbiA prenyltransferase domain containing 1
Exons: 2
Coding region: 17-1033 (338 amino acids)
Biological process (GO): vitamin K biosynthetic process; menaquinone biosynthetic process
Cellular component (GO): Golgi membrane; endoplasmic reticulum
Molecular function (GO): prenyltransferase activity
Source: RefSeq, a predicted model, not a curated record